Molecule: messenger RNA, 1379 nt
Organism: Zingiber officinale
Lineage: Eukaryota; Viridiplantae; Streptophyta; Magnoliopsida; Zingiberales; Zingiberaceae
Product: uric acid degradation bifunctional protein TTL-like
Exons: 6
Coding region: 124-1119 (331 amino acids)
Biological process (GO): purine nucleobase metabolic process
Molecular function (GO): hydroxyisourate hydrolase activity; carboxy-lyase activity
Source: RefSeq, a predicted model, not a curated record
UACUUCAAGGGCAUCGUAACGAAUUCCUGAGGCAGAGAGGGAAGAAGCGUCGCUGGACUGCUUGCUGAGAGCCUCGAGCCCUCGAAGAAGGGCGGAGCCGCGGAAGCACUGCCGGCCGUAAAGAUGGCGAGUUUUUCGUGGACUGAGGAAGACGUGCUACGGUGCUGCGGAAGCAAGAGGUUCUCCAAGGAGCUAGCCUCCGCCUCCCCUUUCCGAGAUCUCCACCACGCCAUCCAGUCCGCACGCGAAAUCUGGUUCAACAAGAUCGACGUGGCCGGAUGGUUUGAGGCCUUCGCGGCUCGCCAGGCGAUUGGGGCCACCUCUCCUUCCGUCUCCGAGUGGUGCAAGGAAGAGCAAUCCGCUGGGAUGGUUACUGCCACCGGCACCACAUUACGGGAAUUGGAAGAGUGGAAUAUUCGCUACAAAGAUAAGUUUGGGUUUGUGUUUCUCAUAUGCGCCUCUGGAAGGAGCACACCGGAGACCCUUGCUGAAUUAAAGAAACGCUACUUGAAUAGGCCCCUUGUUGAACUCGAAAUAGCAGCCAAGGAGGAGAUGAAAAUAAUUGAACUGUGUCUUGCGAGGCUUUUGGAAUCCGAUGCCAGGUCUAACAAUUCAGUGAUCAACCUUCGUGUCAGUUCUUCAACUACAGUGGGAGAUCGUUUAGGAAUCAUCGGAGCACAUCUCGUGGCUAGUCCUCAAGCAUCUUCCAGCAAACUCCCUGCAAUUUCAGGUAGCAGCUCUCGCCCUCGCCCACCAAUCACAACCCACAUCUUGGACGUCGCCCGCGGCACUCCAGCUUCCGGCAUGGAUGUUCACUUGGAGAUGUGGAAGGGAACAACACAGCAGCCAUCAUUCUUGAACAGAGAAUCCACUGAAUGGGUGUUACUAGGCUCUUCGACCACCAAUGCGGACGGCCACAGUGGCCAGCUGAUGGGAAUUGUCGAUCACAUAACUCCGGGGCUUUACCGAAUGAGUUUCGACACCGGCAAAUAUGCACCUGCUGGAUUCUUUCCCUACGUCAGUAUAGUGUUUCAUGUAAGGGAGGAUCAGACAUCUGAACAUUUCCAUGUUCCUCUUUUGCAGUCGCCCUUUUCGUUCAGUACAUAUAGGGGCAGCUAGAAAAGGCGACCAUGCAUUAUAUUGUAACAAAUAUAUUGAACAAUAAAAUGCUAUUAUCACCUCGGAUGGGUCUAAUGAUUAGCGUAUGAGGUAUUGCCACCAUGUAAGUUAAACAAGUGCCCCUGCAAUGUAGAGGCAAGAUGUUUUGGCAGAUUAAUCAAGUACUGAUGAUUCGUUUCCCAACUGUCACUUAUUGUAGGAUAUUUUCUUUAGUGAUGAGAAAUAUGAGACAUUGGUUGUUGAGCGAAGAGUUGUGUGUA